UGCAUCGAAUGAGCCUCUAUUCUCGAACUGAACUUUCUCGUCGCUCCAUUCCUUCGAUGACACUACCAGGAAUAUGUGUAACUCGUUAGUAACUCGUUAGAUCCUCGUCGUGCAAACAUCGUCUAGCUUGUUCUCGUCAGGCAGCCGCGCUCAUCGUUUGUAAAAUUGUUUGUCUCACCUAACCCACUGUAUACGCUCUUUUCUAGCUGUCUGUCACGCGUACUCUUCAACAGAGGAAAGGCAUGUGCCUGUAAGUUGUUAGAUGUACAUCUGGCGCGUGUAGCUUAGGUACGAAGUUUUUUUAACGCUGCCGCAAACGGCUUCUGCUGAAUGCUGUCGGAGUAGCGAGUCACUAGUAUCCUAGCGGAUUUGAUUGUUGCAAGGAAAAGCCGCUCAUCCUGUGUAUUCAACGUCCUCUCACUACUGGGUUUUGGAGACUGUCGUGCCAUGCGGGACAGGCACGACGUUUUUUAGUUCUCUUCUUCGCCUAAAUAUAUUCUUCACGCCAGAAAAGGGGAGACGCCACAGGAAAGGCAGGGUCUUGCCCGUCCGCCGAAGGCAACCGCUUUCGCCCUUUCGUCUUCCAAGAAAACUGGUUGGUCACGAUGGCUACAGCUGAGAGCUCCGUGACUUCGAUGCCGUCAGCGGUGAAAAUUGAGGACAUCGGCAAGAGUCGACUCUUCGUCAGCGAAAGCAUGGCUGCUCAUCCAUCGACCGGACAAAUCGAUGUCCGUCGCUUGCAGAGAACUGUAAUUCCCAUACCGUUUCGCAUCCUAGCUGGUGUUGACGAAGACGGCGAGACUGUCACAACUGACCGGGAUAUCAUUGAAAAGAAUCUGGAACUCUACUCCCUGUUGAUCGAAUACUCCCAAACAUCUCAGAACUCACCCGAGGGCGUGUACUGCAUUCCGUCAUGGGACAAUCUUCGAGUAUGGGACGGAGUGAUUCUGCUACGCCAUGGCAUCUAUCAGGGCGGAAUCUUCAAAUUCAGAAUCAAGGUUCCCCCGUCAUACCCUGCCGAUCCCCCAGGUGUCGAGUUCGUCUCUCGAGUCUUUCAUCCGCUGGUUGAUCCUGAAACCAAAACCCUUAACAUGAAGCCUCAGUUUGCGACCUGGCGCCCCGACAAAGACUACUUGCCCAUGCUUCUGUUGUAUCUGAAAAGCAUCUUCUACAAGCGAGAGUUUCUCAAAGGAACGGACGCGGAGGACGCUUGGCUAAACCCGGAAGCAGGAAAAACAUUUCGAGAAGACAAGAAGAACUUCCUCGAGAAGGUCAAGGCGUGCGUCGAAGAGUCUCAAGCCAAAGUGUAUGACAAGGAGGAAAACUUUGUGUUCAAUUUUUCUGAGUUUCACCGUGAGAAGAAGCCUAUCAUUCAGGCUCUGAGCGUCCUUUCCCACGACAUCACCUGCGUUGACCCCAAAGAAAUUUUCAUUAACUGGUUUCUUGGGGAGUGGUCAAAUUCAGAGUUUGGGUCGGGAGGCAGUACUGGCGCCAACCUCUUCAACGCCGAAUGAGCUCAGCGAAUAAUUAUCCGAAGCAGGUCUCUCGGUACGUUUUCAUGUGAUUCUCUACAGUAGAUGCCGACUUGUACAUAUUUACGGAUGCGUACAUACCAGUUCAUCUCCGCAGCAGCCGGAGCAACGAGAUUUUUUUCAGUUGAGCCUUUCUGUGUUAUGUGGCAUCCUAGCCACCAUUCUGCGACUCUGGUGUUAUUCCAUUUGGCUUACGGCAUGGUAGCCGUAUCAGAACUGUCUCUAAAAAACUCUGCAGGUUU
Toxoplasma gondii ME49 is the source of this 1774-nucleotide messenger RNA. RefSeq names its product ubiquitin-conjugating enzyme subfamily protein. The record is from RefSeq and is a predicted model, not a curated record. The transcript is spliced from 5 exons. Bases 606 to 1514 code for a protein of 302 amino acids. NCBI's taxonomy places the organism in Eukaryota, Apicomplexa, Conoidasida, Eucoccidiorida, Sarcocystidae.